AUGACUUUGAUUCACACAAAGUUAACGUUAAAAAAAAGAACCAAAGUUGUUUUCCGAACAUCAGAAUCCUUUCCACAACAAAUACAACUCCCAUCUUCAUCACGCUUGUUGUUGUUCGGAAUGAGAUUUACAAAGAGAGACCUCUCGAGACUCCUCUUCAAGAAUGUUUCUCCUCUCAAAUUACUGCUGCAUGGUAUUUGUAUUGGAAUUUGUUUAUUGCCUGCUCUUGCAACGUUGAUUGUAGGCUUGAUUGUUUUUGUUACUUCUCCGAGUGAUAAUAUUACAACUCCAACACAAUGUACAAUUUUAUCGAAACUACAAUGUGUCACCACCUCGGCUACAUCCACAACAACACCACAACAAACAAGUGCAACAUUCACCAGUUCUUCGUCUAAUUCUGUUCGUCAUCAUCAAUCAACAAUAGUAAAUUCUCAGAAACUCAUCAAUGAGAAGAGUUCUCCUAUUGAAUGUACUUAUACAGUCUCUUUCACCAUUAUUCCUUCACAAAGUGGACAACAAAUCAUUCAUGCAAGUACGAUUCCCUUCCCUAAAGUAUCAACGCACUCCAAUUACACACUCAAUCAACAGGUUUCUUGCUUUUAUGAUGAGAGUAAUCCAAAGAAUGUUUCAUUUGACAAGACCAAUCUUGUACAUUUUUACACCAUUGUUGGUUUGGGUGUGAUUGGUGUGGGUGGUUGUUUGCUUUUUCUUGUCCUUGUUUCCAUGACCAUCUUCUUUACCAAUUUGUGUAGAUUCUGUGUUGGACAUUCACAAAUGAGGAGUCAAAGAAAGAGGAGACUGAGAAGGAAUUUAUUGAGUAUUCUAAUUCCGAGAUCAUCUAACAAGAGUUCUGCCAUCAAUACUGAGGAUGACUAUGAAGACGAUUAUCAAACAGAUUCGAGUGUAGAGAGGGCAUUGGAUUCCUCUUCCACCACGAGAGGAAUUUUACAAUAUGGAGCUAUGGGAAAUAGGGAUGAAGGAAAUGGAUAUUAUUAUUCAAAUGCCAAUAAGAAACAUGCUAGAUUCAAUGUUGCAAGUUCUGGUUCUUCAAAUGGAAGUGGUAUUAGUGGCAAUAAUUCAUUCCUUGUUCAUGUGACAAGUAGUACAAGAGUGAAGAAGAACAAGAGUAGUGUUUUAAUUGAUGAACGCCACUUUUAUCAACAUAGUGAUGAAGAGUCUGAGCAUGAUGAAAAAACUGAUUCAUCUGUUGAAGACAUUCCAGUGGAAAUAAUAGCUUCCUCUCUUAACAGGGCAUCUUAUCCAGCCCACAAUUUGUAAUUGUACAUUAUGAGAAAUUGUUACACAACUAUGGAUUUAUUUAGAGUCAUUUCCAAACACUAAUUUUUGAUUUAGGAUAUAAUUUUGUUCCUUAACAGGCUGAAGAGUUUUUUUGGCCGAUUUUGUAAAGUAUGUAUGCUUUGUAAGGAAAUCCAAAUUAGAAAUGUGCCAUUCUCUUGGUGGGAAUGGUUUUUUGUUUACCCUUUCUAAUUCAAGUCUUAAUGAUUCGGAUUUCAAAAAGUAAAGAUCAGUUCCUAAAUGAGCUAAAUCGGCAUCACAAAUAAUUUGGCACAAUAAACAAUCACCUGGAUUUUGUGGU
Molecule: messenger RNA, 1597 nt
Organism: Naegleria gruberi
Lineage: Eukaryota; Heterolobosea; Eutetramitea; Acrasida; Naegleriidae
Exons: 1
Coding region: 1-1278 (425 amino acids)
Source: RefSeq, a predicted model, not a curated record